UCAGAAUGACUUCCUUGGCUGACACUCCCCCAAAUUACGAAGUGAUGUUUGCUCAUCGAUUCACGUCGGAUGAUGAAGAGUACCAAGAAUAUCUGAAACGCCCUGCAGAUCCCCCUCCUAUAGUUGAAGAAUGGAGAAACAGAUCUGGUGGCAACCAGAGAAACAGAGAUCGGUUUCAAGAUGGCAGAUAUUUUAGAGGAGACAGAUACAACUGGCAAGGUGACUACAGAUCUAAUCAGAGGCCAGACAGAGGUUGGGGUAAUAACUACCAGCAGCACAGACAAGGACAAUCGUACUCAUCCCACUAUGGACAGUAUGGCUACAACUCCUUCAACCCGGGGCCUCGUUAUCAUUCCUACUGAUGUACUUAUGGCUUGAAAGUCCAGUAAUGCUCUGUAACAAAUUCAGUUAGCUUUGAGUUUUCUUAUUUUUCCACAGUUUUAUAGAUAAGUGAAGAAUAGGUGUUACAAUCCAUUGCUGUUUCUUUGUAGUGUGAAUUGAAAAAGGGAAUACCUUUCAUGAAUAAUAAAAGCAUAUUAUUUGGAGUUUGUUUAGAGUCUGUAGAUUGUAGAUUAAAUUUCUAUUUCAUUCUUUUGUCUGAAUAUGUACUGGUACAUGUCUUUUCUUCCAUCACUGAGCUUUCUCUCUGUUAGAUUUUAGAAAACAAAACAGGUCAGGGGAGGAUAGCUGUGGUUUGCCUGUAGCAGUGGCACAUUGCCUUAAGAUAGUUAUUUUUGAAAGUGACAUAAUGUGUCUCUCUGUGGAGAGAAUGUCUUAGUUUGGCUUUUGACAGUGAGAAAAGCUCAGUUUGGUUUGAAUUUCAGAUGCCUUAAAACUGAGAAGAGAGCUCCUAUUACAGAAAUAUUUUAUGGGGUUGGUAUAGUGUCUUGACUCAAUGGCUUCAAUUCGUUUGCAGUAUCCUCUUAAAACAUGGUCUAAAAGUUGGAAUAAAAAAUAGGUAGUUAAAUAUGUAUCUUCUUCUUGUAGCAGUUCAGUGAUAUAGAAGUUUUACCUGCGAAGUGAUAUCAGACUUAGAUUAAUCUGUGUCAUCUUGAAAUAAAUUUGGCAUAUGCAUAACAUAUUUUGGAAUUCCCAUUUCAGUAAAGCUGUAAAACUUUGAUGAUAUUGUAGUUUGUAUGAAAUACUUUCUGCAUGUUAUAGAAGAAAGGAACCUUGAUCAGUACUGGUCUGUACUGUUUUCUGUAUGAGAAAAGAGCAUAAGCAGUGCAGUGUGACUUGGUUCUUAGGAUUUAAGAUUUAUGGGGGAUUUUAAGUAUUCACACAAUAAAAGUAUAGUUCACGUGUAA
Acanthisitta chloris (rifleman) is the source of this 1307-nucleotide messenger RNA. It is a transcript of the gene RAMAC, whose product is annotated as family with sequence similarity 103, member A1. Gene Ontology annotation, molecular function: RNA binding. Bases 6 to 362 code for a protein of 118 amino acids. The transcript has 2 exons. Gene Ontology annotation, biological process: RNA 5'-cap (guanine-N7)-methylation. NCBI's taxonomy places the organism in Eukaryota, Metazoa, Chordata, Aves, Passeriformes, Acanthisittidae. The record is from RefSeq and is a predicted model, not a curated record.